Zingiber officinale is the source of this 1006-nucleotide messenger RNA. RefSeq names its product superoxide dismutase [Mn], mitochondrial-like. Bases 24 to 869 code for a protein of 281 amino acids. The transcript has 6 exons. Gene Ontology annotation, molecular function: superoxide dismutase activity; metal ion binding. Gene Ontology annotation, biological process: superoxide metabolic process. Gene Ontology annotation, cellular component: mitochondrion. NCBI's taxonomy places the organism in Eukaryota, Viridiplantae, Streptophyta, Magnoliopsida, Zingiberales, Zingiberaceae. The record is from RefSeq and is a predicted model, not a curated record.
AUCCUUCCAAACCACGGCAAACCAUGGGCGUGAAUGAUCCUACCGUUCUCCGCUUAAUCUAUAAAAUGCCGCCUGCGUCGCCAAACCCUCCCCAUUCCCUUCUCUCUCUCUCUCUGUUUCUUGCUUUGGAGCAAUCAGCCAUGGCUCUCCGAGCCCUCUUCUCCAAGAAAACCCUAACGUGCGCGUCCAGCUUCGCCCCCGUCUCUGCCUGCCUGGAUCGUUGUCUUGGAUCGAGAGUUCGCCAGGACCGGGCCCUCACCUUGGCUGCCCUUCCGGAUCUCGCCUAUGACUACGGCGCACUCGAGCCCGUCAUCAGCGGCGAGAUCAUGAGGCUGCACCACCAGAAGCACCACCAGUCGUACGUCACCAACUACAAUAACGCUCUCGAGCAGCUCGACGCUGCAAUCGCGAAGGGUGACGCGCCGGCGGUCGUCCGGUUGCAGAGCGCCAUCAAGUUCAAUGGCGGAGGUCAUAUCAACCACACAAUCUUCUGGCAAAACCUGAAGCCUGUAAAUGAAGGUGGAGGUGAGUCUCCCCAUAGUUCACUAGGCUGGGCAAUUGACGAAGACUUUGGCUCCUUUGAGGCUUUGGUGCAGAAAAUAAAUGCAGAAGGUGCUGCUUUACAAGGUUCUGGAUGGGUGUGGCUAGCUCUGGAUAAGACCAGCAAGAAACUCAGUGUUGAAACCACAGCAAAUCAGGAUCCACUGGUGACCAAAGGCGCGACACUUAUUCCAUUGCUAGGUAUCGAUGUGUGGGAGCAUGCAUACUAUCUACAGUACCAAAAUGUGAGACCUGACUAUCUGAAGAACAUAUGGAAGGUUAUUGACUGGAAAUAUGCCAGCCAAGUGUACGAAACGGCGACUGCUUGAUGCCUGUUCUUCUUGAUCUUGGAAGAGUUGCGCCACUUAUGUUUCUUGUCUGUCCUGUAAUAAAUUGAGGGGCUGUCAUAGCCCGACAAAUUUCUCCUCUUGCAAUGCCUGAUGAUACCCUUCCGUUUGCUCGUCCA